UCACUGAGCUAGCUAGCUAGGUUGGCCGGAGAAGAAGCUUAGUGGUAGCUAGGUUGGCCGGCCGGCCGGCGAUCCAUCGGAGAUGGUGGCCGGUGGGGGUGGUGCGGCGGUGGCGGCGAAGAUGGGGGAAGAGAAGCUGAUCAUCCGGUCGGAGAAGGUGAGGUUCAUCGACAUCCUGUCGCUGCUGCUCCUGCGGCGGCGGCCGCUCACCAGCUACCACUUCGUGGACGCCGGCGACGCAACCGCCGCCGACCUCGACGGCACGCCGGGGGAGUGGUUCGUCGCCCUCACCGAGAUCGUCCAGAAGGUGCUCGCCGCCGCGUACUACCCGGCCAAGUACCUCGGCGUCGCCGUCGAGUUCUUGCUCAACUUCCUCGCCCUCAACGGCGGCCUCCUCGGCAUCAUAUGGAACAUCUUCCGAUGCAAGCUGGUGAUCCCACUGAACCGGGAGGCGCCGAACUUCCGGUCCAUGAUCGCCAUGAUCGACGGGAGGACGGAGCUGAAGCCGAUGAAGAAGCCGGCCGCCGCCGUCACCGAAGUCGACGACGACGACGACGACGACUUGGAGAGCGGCGGGUGCUCCGCCGACGUGCCGCUCAUCCGGCGGCAAUACGUCGACGGUGAGCUCCUAAUCAGCGAGCAAUACAGCCUCUCCGAAGUCACCGUCAUGGCCGCCAAGAUCGCCUACGAGAACGCCGCCUACGUCGAGAACGUUGUCAACAACGUCUGGAAGUUCAACUUUGUGGGCUUCUACAGCUGCUGGAACAAGUUCGUCGGAUCGGACACGACGCAGGCGUUCGUGAUGACGGAGCGGGCGGAGGACGCGGCGGUGGUGGUGGUGGCGUUCCGCGGCACGGAGCCGUUCAACAUGCAGGACUGGUCGACGGACGUGAACCUGUCGUGGCUGGGCAUGGGCGCCAUGGGCCACGUCCAUGUCGGAUUCCUCAAGGCGCUCGGCCUCCAGGAGGUGGACGGCAAGGACGCCGCCCGCGCCUUCCCCAAGGAGCCGCCGGCCGCCGCCGCGCCCGCCGGCAAGUACGCCGCGUACUACAAGCUCCGCGACGUGCUCCGCGAGCAGCUCCGGCGCCACCCGAACGCACGCGUCGUCGUCACCGGACACAGCCUCGGCGGCGCGCUCGCCGUGGCGUUCCCGGCGCUCCUGGCGUUCCACCGCGAGGCCGACGUCCUCGCCCGCCUCGCCGCCGUGCACACCUACGGCCAGCCCCGCGUGGGCGACGCCACGUUCGCCGGGUACCUCUCCUCCUCCACGGCGGCCGCCCCGGCGUCGGUCUCGUCCGUCCGCGUCGUCUACCGCUACGACAUCGUCCCGCGCGUGCCGUUCGACGCGCCGCCGGUGGCCGACUACAGGCACGGCGGCACCUGCGUGUACUACGACGGGUGGUACGCGGGCAGGACCCUCGCCGCCGGCGAGGACGCGCCGAACAAGAACUACUUCGACCCGAAGUACGUGGUGUCCAUGUACGGCAACGCGUGGGGCGACCUUUUCAAGGGGAUGUUCCUGUGGGCGAAAGAGGGGAAGGACUACCGGGAGGGCGCCGUGUCCAUCGUCUUCCGCGCCGCCGGCCUCCUCUUCCCCGGCCUCGCCUCCCAUAGCCCCCGCGACUACGUCAACGCCGUCCGCCUCGGCCGCAUUGCACCCAAGCAAGCUUAAUUAGUAACAAUGGCUGGCUGGGGAAGAAGAUGAAUAAUGUAAUUUUGCUUUAUUUUAUUUUAUUUUAUAUUUCGGGUUUGUAUGUCAUUGCCAUUAUGUGUCUCUCGGGAAAAUUUGGAAAAAUAAUAAUAUGCAAAAGCAGCUUA
This is a messenger RNA of Oryza brachyantha (malo sina), 1818 nucleotides long. RefSeq names its product triacylglycerol lipase OBL1-like. The coding region runs from base 83 to 1672 and encodes 529 amino acids. NCBI's taxonomy places the organism in Eukaryota, Viridiplantae, Streptophyta, Magnoliopsida, Poales, Poaceae. Gene Ontology annotation, biological process: lipid metabolic process. The record is from RefSeq and is a predicted model, not a curated record. The transcript has 4 exons. Gene Ontology annotation, molecular function: triacylglycerol lipase activity.